Messenger RNA from Loxodonta africana (African savanna elephant), 4572 nucleotides. It is a transcript of the gene NFIC, whose product is annotated as nuclear factor I C. Gene Ontology annotation, cellular component: nucleus. Gene Ontology annotation, molecular function: RNA polymerase II cis-regulatory region sequence-specific DNA binding; DNA-binding transcription factor activity, RNA polymerase II-specific. The transcript is spliced from 12 exons. Bases 103 to 2172 code for a protein of 689 amino acids. Lineage: Eukaryota; Metazoa; Chordata; Mammalia; Proboscidea; Elephantidae. The record is from RefSeq and is a predicted model, not a curated record. Gene Ontology annotation, biological process: regulation of transcription by RNA polymerase II.
GGCGAGGAGAGCGCCGGCCGCGGCCGCGGGGGGGUUGGAAAAAUGACUCAGUAAGUUCGGCGCGCCGCUCCGGCCGGCCCUGCGCCUCCCGCCGCGCCCGGGAUGUAUUCGUCCCCGCUCUGCCUGACCCAGGAUGAGUUCCACCCCUUCAUCGAGGCGCUGCUGCCUCACGUCCGCGCCUUCGCCUACACCUGGUUCAACCUGCAGGCGCGGAAGCGCAAAUACUUCAAGAAGCACGAGAAGCGGAUGUCGAAGGACGAGGAGCGGGCGGUAAAGGACGAGCUGCUGGGCGAGAAGGCCGAGGUGAAGCAGAAGUGGGCGUCGCGGCUGCUGGCCAAGCUGCGCAAGGACAUCCGGCCCGAGUGCCGCGAGGACUUCGUGCUGGCCAUCACGGGCAAGAAGGCGCCGGGCUGCGUGCUCUCCAACCCCGACCAGAAGGGCAAGAUGCGCCGCAUCGACUGCCUGCGCCAGGCCGACAAGGUGUGGCGGCUCGACCUGGUCAUGGUCAUCCUCUUCAAGGGUAUCCCGCUCGAGAGCACCGACGGCGAGCGCUUGGUCAAGGCGGCGCAGUGCGGCCACCCGGUGCUCUGCGUGCAGCCGCACCACAUCGGCGUGGCGGUCAAGGAGCUGGACCUCUACCUGGCCUACUUCGUGCGCGAGCGAGACGCAGAGCAGAGCAGCAGCCCCCGCACGGGCAUGGGCUCCGACCAGGAGGACAGCAAGCCCAUCGCGCUGGACACGACUGACUUCCAGGAGAGCUUCGUCACCUCCGGUGUGUUCAGUGUCACAGAGCUUAUCCAGGUGUCCCGGACGCCUGUGGUGACUGGAACAGGACCCAAUUUUUCCCUGGGGGAGCUGCAGGGGCACCUGGCAUACGAUCUGAACCCAGCCAGCACUGGCAUGAGAAGAACGCUACCCAGCACCUCCUCCAGUGGGAGCAAGCGGCACAAAUCGGGCUCGAUGGAGGAAGACGUGGACACGAGCCCCGGCGGCGAUUACUACACCUCGCCCAGUUCUCCCACGAGUAGCAGCCGCAACUGGACGGAGGACAUGGAAGGAGGCAUCUCGUCCCCAGUGAAGAAGACAGAGAUGGACAAGUCUCCGUUCAACAGCCCUUCGCCCCAGGACUCGCCACGCCUCUCCAGCUUCACGCAGCACCACCGGCCCGUCAUCGCCGUGCACAGCGGAAUCGCCCGGAGUCCUCACCCGUCCUCAGCCCUGCAUUUCCCCACGACGUCCAUCCUGCCCCAGACGGCCUCUACCUACUUCCCACACACGGCCAUCCGCUACCCGCCUCAUCUCAACCCCCAGGACCCACUCAAAGAUCUCGUCUCGCUGGCCUGCGACCCGGCCAGCCAGCAGCCUGGACCGUUAAAUGGAAGUGGUCAGCUCAAAAUGUCCAGUCACUGCAUUUCCGCCCAGAUGCUGGCUCCACUGCCCCCCGGGCUGCCGCGGCUGGCACUCCCCCCUGCCACCAAACCCACCACCACCUCCGAGGGAGGAGCCACGUCGCCAGCCUCGCCCAACCCCCAAAUGAGACGCCUCACCCCACCGAGUGGAGAGGGGCCAGCAGCUUCCAGCUGGACCGUACCUGCUCCCUUCCCUGCAGACAGCACCCCCCAGCACCCCCUGCCUGCUGAGCCACAGGGCCUUCUGAACUCAAAAGAACUCAGCACACCCCUCUGCUGCUGGGUUUCUCAAGCUAAAAGCCAGGCACUGGAAGAAGACCAGCUGUGGAAUGAGCCCUGGGUUCGAGUCCUGCCUCUGCUGCACCCUCCUUGUGUGACCUUGGGCAAAUGUCUUCUCCUCUCUGAGCCUCAGUUUUCUCAGCUGCAAAAUGGGACAGUCAUAGUGCCGGCCUUGUUGGGUGGCCAGGACUGGGCGAAUCGCCUACUCUACGCCCGGCACGUCCCCUGCAAACCGUUCCUUUAUGGGAUUAGGACCGAGGGAGCCAGCGGGCACUUAUCAGGCACAGUCCUGGUAUCUGGGAUAACCAAGGUCUCCUUCCCACGCCCCUCAUCCUUCGUCCCAGGACUCCUGGAGGGCAGCCCAGCCGGCCCCCAGCCUACGUUUUUGGUGAAAAUUAGAGCGAACGAGAACACCCCGCUGACUCCCAGGCUGGCCGAAAAGACAAAAUACACAGACACACACAUGGAAGAGGAAAACUUUUAAAAAAGGAAAAAAACAAAACAAACAAACAAAAAAAGAUUAAACAGGAACAAAAGAGGAAAAAAAAAAAAAAGCCAACCCACCCAACCAAGAAGACAAAAGGUAAAAGACGGCAUUGCUGCAGACUCUCGGGACACCAUCAACACUGGGCGAGGGAGGGCCGGCCCCAGGCGGGCAUGUCUUCCUAAGUUAUUCAUCUCCUGGCUUCCUGCUGCUCGGAAGGACAGACGCCCGCCCAGCCACCACCUCGCCAGGGCACCGCUCCCAGGCCCAACCUGCCCAGAGACAGGUGAGCAAGCCGGGGGUGCCCAGCGGACACCCAGCAUGGCCACCACCCCCAGCCUCACAAGGACGUCAACCAGGCCCCCUACCAUGGUGUUUUCGAAAGGGGGGGGCAAGCGCGCCUGGGGAACCUCAGCAAGGGGCAGCAGAGACUGGAGGUGGCGGCCAGGGUGGGCAGGGAAGUGACAGGGGUGUGCUGGAUGUCUGACUCCCUGGGCUGUUGGGUUUGGCCAAAGGCUGCCCCCCUGUACCCCCCACACCCUCCCCCAGCGUGCUCUCUUGGGUCUUUCAGCCCUCGCGCCCCCGGCGGGUUUGGGAGGAGAAGUCUCUAUGCAAUUAACCCCUCAGCAGCCCCCUGACAUCGGAGGCCCCCUCACCCCGCCCAGCCCCCCCGCACCCCGGGGAGGUGUCGUCGUCGUUGCACACACUGUAAGAAAUGCACUUUCUAUGGAAGGAGGCGGGGCCAGGAGGACCCAGAGCCCCUGGUUCUGGGGGAUGGGGCGCCAUCGGGACCCUCGUGCGCCCUGGCCUGGGAGGGGACGCCCCCUAGCCCGUGGAGGCGGGAGGGGAGGAGCGAGUGGUUCUAAGUGCCUGAUUCCCGCUGGCUGCCCCCUCUGUCCAGCUAGGACCGAGCGGCCGCGGUGCCCUCCACCCUCCUCCCUCACAGCCCGAUCACCUCCAGUCUCCAACCCCCCCAUUGCUGUGCCCCCCACAAGCCUGGAGAUGGGACCCCGGAGCGGCCCCAAGGGGCAGAGCUGGGUGUCCCCCCCCCACCAGCGCCCUGCCCUGCCAGGGUGUGGGGGUCCUAGGGAAGCUGGUGCCCUCCCCUGCCCGCCCGCCCCCAGGACCCCCCCACCAGUGCCUUACAACCUGGAGUGACGCCGUCCUGGUGGCUCCCAGCCCCAAGGGGACCUCGGUUUGCACUUUCAUCUUCCCUGGUGGCUUCUGGGAGGAGGCAGUAGUGGGGUGGGCUCAGCCAGCCCUGGAGGAGGCUGGCAGGGAGAGGGCAGGUUGGCAUGGAAAGGGGGGUGCCCAUCUGCUAAGCAUUUUUCCGUUGAGUCGCUCCAAAAACACUAAGCUGGGCACACCCCCGGGGGCCCAAUCCCACCCCAACCCCCCCAUCGCCAUCUUGGGUCGGGGGCCUGGGAGGGGGCAGGUGUUUUAGGGACCCCUCCCCGGCUGUCCAUCCCAGCCCCACUGACCUCCUUCAUGCCUGGCGCUAAGAGAAUCCCUCCCCCCACUUGGGUCAAGGCCAAAGCCAUCCCCAAGGGCAGGGCCCCUAAUCCCUCAUCUGCUCUGACUCUAGCCCCCUCACCGCCACCGCUCCUGGGGCUCCUUCCCCCAAAACCGACUCUCUCUCCUCCGAAACCAGCCUCAGGGGCUCGGUAAACCCAAGCUGGAAAGAAAAAGACCCCAUGCCCCUCCCCACCAGCCCCCCUCAAAGUUUGUCAUCCUCAGGCCGGGAACCCUUGGACCGUUCAUUUUCUGUCCACCUGUUCGUUCGUUCGUCCGUCCGUCCGUCUGUCCUCAGGGCCCCUCCAGCGGGUGGCAGCCCGUUGGGGACCAAAGCGUGGGCCUUGGCGGCAGUGGGGGGAUUACAAAGUUAGAGUAUCUGGAACCUUCUUGACCAGGAACCUUAGGGUGUUGGGGAGGCAGGGUGGGGGAGGGGCUGCACUCUGGGGGGGCCCAGCGGGCCCCCAGCUGGGCUUGACAAGAACCAUCUCUUUACCUAACUGCAUGGUGCUUAGCCAGGAACUGGUGUGACCUGGCUCCAACGGUGAGCUGGCGGCUGAUACGACCUGCAUGGCAAUUAAUACUUGGCUCUGUCUCCCUCCUGUUCCCUCCUGCCCUCUACCACCCACCUCUCUUUAAAAAAAAAAAAAAAAGAAAAGAAAAAAAAAGGCUACAAAAAAAAAAAAACUCCAAAAAAACUUCCACAUUUCCUAAUUUGCACGGACUUUUCUAUCACGUGAUGUGCCUUGCUUUCCGAGAAAUAAGCAUUAACUUUAAAAUGAUAUCACCGCACACGACUAACUGCAUGUUCUGCCUGGGUAGUUAACAAGAAGAAGAAGAAAAAAAAAGACACAACAGUGUCAGGAAAUAAAAAAUAAAAACGGGAAA